AUCAAAGCAUUCCAUGUGAAUAUUCCCAUCAUAAACAUCCAACCACUCAGUCAUUUUGUUACAUUUUCGAACCGAGAGAAGCCUUCCGAUUAGGCUUUUUAUCUUGAAUACAGAAAAUUAUUUAAUACGCAAAAGGGCAUUACAUCGAAUCCCAAACGUUCUCUGUCGUCAUUCAAACGCAACACGGUCAACGUAUCCUUAAAGUCUCAAGUACAACUUUGACGCAGGACUUGACAAUGGCGAGUCGAGCUGCCAACAAACGGGUACGUGAAUCGAUUUUUACGAUUUAUUUUUAAUGAAUUUGAUAGCUAACAUGUUAAAAUGUAGUUAACCCGUGAAUACAAAACCAUCACUGAGAACCCUCCUCCCUACAUCGAAGCACAUCCAUCCGAAUCUAACAUCCUCGAAUGGCAUUACGUCCUCACUGGACCGCCCGACACACCUUAUCAUGGCGGACAGUACUGGGGUACCCUUUUAUUCCCUCCCAAUUAUCCAUUUGCGCCCCCCUCUAUUAAAAUGCACACGCCAUCCGGCCGUUUCCAACCCUCCACUCGUCUUUGUCUCUCAAUCAGUGACUUUCAUCCCAAGAGUUUCAAUCCCGCAUGGGAAGUCAGUACAAUUUUGAUCGGUCUAUUGAGUUUCAUGACAAGUGAAGAAAUGACAACGGGUUCAGUCGCCGCAUCAGAGGCGGAGAGAAAAUGGGCCGCGAGUAGGACGAGAUGGUGGAAUAGUACUGGAGGAGGCAGUUACAAGAAGGAUGGAACGCAGAAGGGAAAUAUCAAGGCCGGAGAUGGCGGCGCCAAGUUUAGAAGCGAGUGGGAGGAUUUGGAUAAGGAGAAUUGGAAGUGGAUGAAGGAAAGGGGUGUCGAUAUCGUCACUGGCAAUGAAGAAAAGAAGGAUGAAGAGGGCGCUGGAAGGGAAUGUAGUGGAAUUGCGAUGAGACGGCCAGGCGGUAGUCAGGCCGUUGUUGGAGCUGUGGUGGAAGGUGGUAGAGAAGGAAGAAGCUGGUUGCAGAGGAACAAAUACUGGGUUGCUGGCGGAGUGAUUUUUACUUAUGUCAUGAUUGCAAGACUAUUGGCAGAAGGCCAUGAGCUAUAGAUGUAGAUAAGGGUUGGUUCUAAGCAUGGAGUUCAGGAUGGGCUAUGGUACUUUUGUACAACAGGUCAGCGUCACUCCAUCACGGCAAGGUAUACUAGGUAUGUUUUGAUUAAGUAGA
Molecule: messenger RNA, 1216 nt
Organism: Sclerotinia trifoliorum
Lineage: Eukaryota; Fungi; Ascomycota; Leotiomycetes; Helotiales; Sclerotiniaceae
Source: the annotation of a GenBank genome assembly